ACCACGUCCUGUUUUCGUUGCCCGCGUUCGGAUGGUGGAUACCGCUGUGGCCGCUGCAGCUUGUUAGUGCUGUUCCUCGCCCGGCGUGCUGAGGGUUGUGCGGCCUCCUACUUUGUCCGGUUCUCCUGCGCGUGAUCCCGAAGGGCGCCGCUUUCCCGCGGCCUGCGGCAUGGGCCGGGAGUCACGCCACUAUCGGAAGCGAUCAGCAUCACGGGGACGCUCUGGAAGUCGAUCUAGAAGUCGCUCACCCUCAGACAAAAGAAGUAAACGUGGAGAUGACAGAAGGUCUAGAAGCAGGGAUAGAGAUAGAAGGAGAGAGAGGUCUCGUAGCAGGGAUAAAAGAAGAUCUCGGUCAAGAGACAGGAAGCGUCUGAGGCGUUCCAGAAGUAGAGAGAGAGAUCGAAGUCGAGAGCGAAGAAGAUCUCGAAGUCGAGACAGGAGACGUUCGAGGAGUAGAAGCCGGGGCCGGAGAUCCCGAUCCUCCAGUCCUGGCAAUAAAAGCAAGAAAGCUGAGAAUAGGUCUAGGUCCAAAGAGAAAACAGAUAGUGGGGAAAGUUCUAAAGAGAAGAAAAAAGACAAAGAUGACAAAGAGGAUGAAAAAGAAAAGGAUGCCGGUAACUUUGACCAGAAUAAGCUAGAAGAAGAAAUGAGAAAGCGAAAAGAAAGGGUAGAGAAAUGGCGGGAAGAACAACGUAAAAAGGCCAUGGAAAACAUAGGGGAACUGAAAAAGGAAAUUGAAGAGAUGAAACAAGGGAAAAAGUGGAGUUUAGAAGAUGAUGAUGAUGAUGAAGAUGAUCCUGCAGAGGCUGAAAAGGAAGGAAAUGAAAUGGAGGGUGAGGAGUUAGAUCCAUUAGAUGCUUACAUGGAAGAAGUGAAAGAGGAAGUAAAAAAGUUUAAUAUGAGAAGUGUGAAAGGUGGUGGGGGAAAUGAAAAGAAGUCUGGGCCAACAGUCACAAAAGUUGUCACUGUUGUCACAACCAAAAAAGCAGUCGUAGAUUCUGAUAAGAAGAAAGGUGAGCUAAUGGAGAAUGACCAGGAUGCCAUGGAGUAUUCUUCAGAGGAGGAAGAAGUUGAUCUUCAGACUGCCCUUACAGGUUAUCAGACAAAGCAGAGAAAGCUUCUAGAACCAGUGGAUCAUGGAAAAAUUGAAUAUGAACAAUUCAGAAAAAACUUUUAUGUUGAAGUUCCAGAACUGGCAAAAAUGUCUCAAGAGGAAGUGAAUGUAUUUCGGUUGGAAAUGGAGGGCAUUAUUGUCAAGGGAAAAGGUUGCCCCAAACCAAUUAAAUCUUGGGUUCAGUGUGGGAUUUCUAUGAAGAUCUUAAAUUCUCUCAAAAAGCAUGGUUAUGAAAAGCCUACGCCAAUCCAAACCCAGGCGAUUCCUGCUAUAAUGUCUGGACGAGAUUUGAUUGGUAUUGCCAAGACAGGAAGUGGAAAGACCAUUGCCUUUCUGUUGCCUAUGUUUAGACACAUCAUGGAUCAGAGGUCAUUAGAAGAAGGAGAGGGGCCAAUAGCUGUCAUCAUGACUCCAACUCGAGAACUGGCUUUACAAAUUACUAAAGAAUGUAAGAAGUUUUCGAAGACCUUGGGCCUUAGAGUGGUCUGUGUUUAUGGAGGAACAGGAAUCAGUGAGCAGAUUGCUGAGCUGAAAAGAGGUGCUGAAAUUAUUGUUUGCACACCUGGUCGAAUGAUUGACAUGUUAGCAGCUAACAGUGGUCGGGUUACAAAUCUUCGAAGAGUGACUUAUGUUGUUUUAGAUGAAGCAGACAGAAUGUUUGACAUGGGUUUUGAACCACAGGUCAUGCGCAUUGUGGAUAAUGUUCGUCCUGACCGACAGACAGUUAUGUUUUCAGCUACUUUCCCCAGAGCUAUGGAGGCCUUGGCUCGCAGAAUCCUGAGUAAACCCAUUGAAGUGCAGGUUGGAGGCAGAAGUGUGGUUUGCUCAGAUGUGGAGCAACAAGUGAUUGUGAUUGAAGAAGAAAAGAAAUUCUUGAAGCUACUUGAACUUCUAGGCCAUUAUCAAGAAUCAGGAUCUGUCAUUAUAUUUGUGGAUAAGCAGGAACAUGCUGAUGGUCUUCUGAAAGAUUUAAUGAGAGCUUCUUACCCUUGCAUGUCUCUUCAUGGAGGCAUUGAUCAAUAUGACAGAGAUAGCAUCAUAAAUGAUUUUAAGAAUGGGACCUGCAAACUUCUUGUUGCUACGUCUGUUGCUGCCCGAGGCCUAGAUGUGAAACAUCUGAUUCUUGUAGUAAAUUAUAGCUGCCCCAACCAUUAUGAGGAUUAUGUGCACAGAGCAGGACGGACUGGAAGAGCAGGCAACAAAGGCUUCGCCUAUACUUUCAUCACAGAAGAUCAGGCUCGGUAUGCUGGUGACAUAAUUAAAGCCCUUGAAUUGUCAGGGACUGCAGUGCCACCUGAUCUAGAGAAACUUUGGAGUGAUUUCAAAGAUCAACAGAAAGCUGAAGGGAAAAUAAUUAAAAAGAGUAGUGGGUUCUCUGGUAAGGGAUUCAAGUUUGAUGAAACAGAACAAGCUUUGGCAAAUGAGAGAAAGAAGUUACAAAAAGCUGCUCUUGGUCUUCAAGAUUCGGAUGAUGAGGAUGCUGCAGUUGAUAUUGAUGAGCAAAUUGAAAGCAUGUUUAAUUCAAAGAAGAGAGUGAAGGAUAUGGCUGCUCCUGGAACAUCUAGUGUUCCUGCUCCAACUGCAGGAAAUGCUGAGAAGUUAGAAAUUGCAAAGAGAUUGGCUCUUAGAAUCAAUGCUCAGAAGAAUUUGGGGAUUGAGUCUCAGGUAGAUGUGAUGCAGCAGGCCACCAAUGCAAUUCUUAGAGGUGGCACCAUCCUGGCUCCCACUGUCUCUGCAAAAACCAUUGCAGAGCAACUUGCUGAAAAGAUCAAUGCCAAGCUUAAUUAUGUGCCUUUGGAGAAACAAGAAGAGGAGAGACAGGAUGGUGGACAGAAUGAAUCUUUUAAGAGAUAUGAAGAAGAAUUAGAGAUCAAUGACUUCCCACAGACUGCUAGGUGGAAAGUUACCUCUAAGGAAGCUCUGCAGAGAAUCAGUGAAUAUUCUGAAGCUGCAAUUACAAUCAGAGGAACAUACUUCCCACCUGGCAAAGAACCCAAGGAAGGAGAGCGGAAAAUUUACUUGGCAAUUGAAAGUGCCAAUGAACUGGCUGUGCAGAAAGCAAAGGCAGAAAUCACCAGGCUUAUAAAAGAAGAACUGAUCCGGCUGCAAAAUUCAUACCAACCAACAAAUAAAGGAAGAUACAAAGUCUUAUAAAACAUCUGGAAAAAACUUUUUACCUGUGCUGGUCUGUGAUACAUGUGGCAGUUGUUGUCUGCAGUUUACAGUGUAUUUUAAGUUAAGAUUUUAAAAAUUCUUUCUUGCUGAUUUUUUUUUUAAAUACAAGAAACCAGUAUUUGCUAAUGAAUUUUCUUUCAGUAAGUAUCCCCAGAAUUAUCAAACUAUAUUUAAAGUUUUCAUUAAAGUGCCCUUUAAUGUAAAUCUGGAUAAUAUUCCAGAAGCGUAAGAAAAUUAAAAUAUUUGGACUUUCCAUUGAAGGAAAUAAAGUAUAUAAGUCGCUAAGGGGCUAUUCACCUUAUCUUCUUGCAAUGAAAUUGUGAUAAUCUCCUCAGAAAAGGUAAAAUUCUCUAAUUUUGUGACCACCUUGAGCUUAAAUCUUACUUGACUCAGUGGAACAAUAUGAACUAUAUUUAAGACUAUUAUAAUAGAAUUUUUACAAAAUGCAUUCAGUUUUUGUUUCAAUUUUUAUUAUCAUGUAUGGGCCAUAGUUGGACUGGUUUUUGGUUUUGUAAAAUUAAAAAUUUGUAGUAUAAGAAUGUUUUGCAUUCCUUUACACUGCUAAGAGUUUUAGUAUUUACUACUUUUAGGUUCCCCUAACAACCUCUGGCUCUGUGCCUAGCUACUAACUCUUUUCUAAUCUUCCUUAAAAGAAAGUGAUUUGUAGCCUAUAAAUAUUAAUAUGAUUGUUUUUUUCCCCUGAAA
This is a messenger RNA of Delphinapterus leucas (beluga whale), 3994 nucleotides long. RefSeq names its product DEAD-box helicase 46 (gene DDX46). The record is from RefSeq and is a predicted model, not a curated record. NCBI's taxonomy places the organism in Eukaryota, Metazoa, Chordata, Mammalia, Artiodactyla, Monodontidae. Gene Ontology annotation, molecular function: nucleic acid binding; RNA helicase activity; ATP binding.